GGCGUACUACACGUCUACAUCCACGUUCCUGAGGAUGUGCCUUACACUAUGAGCAUACCUACCUAGGUACAUACACUCAGCAACUAUGAUACCUUUCUUUCUAACAACAACUACAUAACAUACUUGGAAUAAAACUCUCAUAGAUUCGAUACCCUUCUUUCUAAAUACGUACAUACAAACAAACAUACAUACUACUUAUACAGCAGUGCUGGCAAUAAUCUCUCGAUAACUUCGUCUAAGAAAGAUCUUACAAAAUCGUAAUAAUUCAUUCCCCAGCCGUUGUUGUGUUCGGCUGCCUGCGUCUUCCUCCCCUUUGUGCUUCCCCUCCUAAACCUAGCCUCGGCGGUCGAUCGCGUACAACGCGCUUGUGUGUCUUUGUCCCUCUUGCGAGUUGUCGAAUCAACUCUUCGACGUAAUAACCUAAACCGACGUUUACCUCAUUUGCGAUACAGUCCUUAAUCUCCUCCCUUCCUCCUUCUGGCCUACCCCGUUGGCGAUAUUCGUUGCGAUAAUUUGCAAUCCGAGUUGAGCUCCUAACCGAGCUCCUCCGCUGGCGAGCAGGAAACUGCCCCGGCCAUCCUGCUAGCAUCGCCCUAUGCCCGGUUCGUCUACCCGCGAUACCUCUCCCACCUCGUCCUCCUCCGUGGGGAAAAAGAGUCGUAAUAAACGAACCUCGAAGCUUACUGGAAGUGAUACCUCAGGUCCAAAGAAGAAGGAUAAGAAUGUUAAAGAAAGCGGCGGGGUUGUCGCAGCGGUGACGAGACAUGGGGCUAAGUUCUCGAGCAGUAUUGAUGCCAGCGAUGCAUCUCCGCCCGAUGACUCUCCUCUGGUGUCUCCGGAGCUGAAACCUACCGGUCCCGCAUCAAUACCCAGGAACGGCAAUGCAGCCUUCUCCCCGAUGUCAGAUGCCGCUUCAACAGCCUCGGUUUCUGCCAGCACGGCCCCAAGUGCCAAUGACUGGGCGCGAGCAAUGGGUCACCUAGCUGGUUCGCCUUCAAACUUGAUAAGUAUCAUGGGCGACUCUCCACCGACUCAACCGUCCUCAUACGAGGAUCCGCGGUCUUUACCGUAUAACUGGAGUACGCAGCAGCAACGGCAACACUUUGUGAAUGGUCAUGCUUAUUCAGCUUCCCCUCCUAUUGGUAUUAAACGACCCUUGAGUUUCCAAUUAGAUGCACACUAUGCCACGAACGACAUUCGCUCUCAGGCAUCGUCGCCGCCUGGAGCGCGAAGAAGCUCAAUGCAUUCGCCAUACCCACCACCCCGGAUUGGAUCUCACCCGCCAUUGCCUCAUCAGCCGCAAGCGCACUUCUACGGAGCUCCUGAUAUAGACUUCGAUUUGAAUGGUAAAACUGGGUUGAAACCGGGUGAGAGGGGCUUUUACUUCGGAUUCGACAUUCUUCCCAACCCUAGCGGGGUCCAGUCAUCUGGUAGUGAUAAUGUUGUUCUCGCGGGUUACGAAGGCGGUAUCGAUAUUUACAGCGCCACAAAGCAUGCUGUUGAACCGCUUGCUAGCUUGAAAGGGCUGCGGGGCGGGGUUUACAAUGCGAAGAUUCUACCGUGGAAUGGCAUGUCCGAUCCGCAUGGCAUCUUUCCUUUGAUUGCACUUGUUGUUCAUGGGCCGGUGGUACCACCAGCGACCCCUGAGAUUGCUGUUGACCAACACUCUGAUGAGUCGUCAAGUCCGCGAAUGGGUGGCAUUAAUACGCCACAAUCAGACAGCCAUCAGCGACAAAUCAACGUUGGGAAGACAUUACCAAUAAUUGAUGCCUACCAGACCACUGUCGAGGUAUAUUCUUUAACAACGAAUAUGCUUAUUGAUGUGCUGUUACAGGCACCAAAAACCUCAAUCAAGACCCUAGUAACAAACCCAGUGUUUAGAAGUCCACCACCAACGGGUGCUUUUCAACUUCGCGCCGACGCUGGAAAUAUCAUAGUUUCUUCAGGAGUCACUGGUGAAUGCUGGAUCUAUCGACAGGUGCAAUCCGAGCAGGAACCCGGGUGUCAAUUUUGUUGUAUAGGCAAGGUAUGGACGAGUUUGAGCGGCGGUUUAUUAUUACCUGAGGACGAUGAUAGCCAGAGCUCGCCCCCCACAGGCAAGCGCCCUCAGAUGCCCAUUGUCGCAAUUAAUGGCAGAUGGUUGGCGUAUUGCCCACCUGCACCGUCACCUCAGAAAUCGCUUAGUCCGUAUAUUCCUGUACCGCUAGAAGGCAAAGCGCCCGGCUUAACAACUCUUGCUCCUCCUAUUUUGCCAAAUGAGACGGCGGACGUCGACCAACCCGUCCCCGACGGCGUAAUGAACCGGAUAAUGAGGGAAACUACCCAGGAUUUCAUACAAGGAGCUCGGUGGGUUACGAAACAGUCGGCUCAGCUUUGGAAAAACUACUGGUCCAAGCCGGGUCAACAGGCACAACCUCGCCAGUCCCAGAUGGGCUCACCACCCUGGAAUGGUGGGUACUUGGGAAGAUCGGAUGCAUCACAAUUUCCUCCGACAUACGGAAUUCCUGGUCAGGCUGUAACUAAGGAACCAGGUCUGGUAUCAAUUCUGGAUUUGCAUAGUUUACCAAAUUCCGCCGCAAUCCAUCACGUUACUACAUUCAAAGCACCGCUCGGUUGCAGCUUCGUUUCGUUUUCCCCAACUGGUCUUUCUAUAUUCACUGCGAGUAGCAAAGGAGACGUGCAGACAGUGUGGGAUUUGAUGCGUAUUCAGCACACAAAAUCUUCAGCCUUGCAGAACCCGCAGUUAACUAACGGCCACACAACGAGAGUAAGGCAGGUCGCACAGUUUUCGCGUAUGACUGUCGCUCGCAUCGUUGACGUAGCGUGGGCAAGGCCAAACGGGGAGCGAGUUGCGAUGGUCACCGAGAGAGGCACAGUACACUUGCUCGAUAUGCCACCGAGUGCGUUUACAUGGCCCCCUCCCCGCCGUCGGGUUAGAGUUGAGGAUGAAUUGCCUAAGGGUGCUGAAAACGCGCCAUCAGCGGUUUCGCUGGCAUCAAAUGCGCUUAGUUCUGCUUACGGUGCUACUCGGACUUUGACUUCCCGCCACCGUCGUAUAAGCUCGAACUCGCAAACGCCGUCUACUAUCAUGGACCGUGCUGGAUAUGGAGGUAAGGUGCUUGCUGCAGGAAUUAGUCAUUCCUUGGGAAACGCAGGGACCGCCAUCAGUCAGUUACGCCAUACGGGCGAGAACCGUGUUAGCCUCCCGCCCGGUAGUAUGUCACCUGGCCCUUUCUGUGCGACAUGGAUUACUGGCAAGAAGUAUCAUACUUUAUUUGUGCUAGGGGAUGGGUUGGUUAGGACUUUUCCUGGGAAAAGCAGAAGGCCGAAGACUGGGAAGGACAAAUCUCGUUUUCAACGUGGUAACCAGUACAGGGACUUCAAGCUGAACCACUUGCCUGACGAUUUGAUUGCGCCAUCUAUUAAGCAGAUCACAGACCCUAUCGAAGAUCUCGACCCCAUUAGUCAAGAGCACGAUGGCGGCAAUACCUUGGUUUUCAACCCUCGACCGCAACUUGCCGAUUCUGAGUAUAGUCCCGAGACUUACAUACCACAGGCUGAGAUAGAAUCAAGUGCACCUUACCAGCCGUUCCACACUGACAGGCGGGUGGGGCUAUAUGUAUAUGGCGACGGAUCUGCUAAUGUUACUGCUACUGCAACUUCUGUAUCAGAACAUUUGCAAGGUAUGACACUAGAGAAUACGCCGGGAGGCGGCAAAACAAAGCGGCCGUGGACACCUCCAAAACAGCCGUGGGCUUUCGGAGAAACCUUGAACGUGGAAAGGGUGAAUACGGGGAUAAUAAACUUCGAUGAGGAGGAUAUCAGCACCAGCGUCGAUGACCACCGCGCCUUGCCUGCCUCGGCUAUGGAGCGGGUCCUGCAAGUUGGCGAGAAUGAUGAGCAAAUUGUUGUCACGACCAGACGUCGUAGAGGCGGAAAUAGGUCCGCAGACGCUGAUGAGGAUGGAUUCUUUGAAGAUGAUUGCGAAGUACUUGACUUUGCGGACCAGAGGGUUUGAAUUGCCGAAUUCGAAGGAAUCGGUCCUGUUACUUGUUGUAUAGGCGUCUUGGUUCAACACUGGAGUUGGAUUCUCAGACUGCGCAAACACGUGCGAGAGGCAACAGACGAAACUACAUUUACGAACACAUCCUGUUAGACCCUCGCUCAUCUGCUUUGGAUUCGGAAGGGAUUGGCCGGGUGGGUUUGGCGUCUCUUGCAUACAUAUUAUUGCAUUACAGACACGAAAUAUAUAGUCCUAUCAAUACGGAGCUGAGCACGUAACUCAAUUAGAUACCGUCAAAUCACCUCUGGCA
Messenger RNA from Daldinia caldariorum, 4313 nucleotides. RefSeq lists its product as uncharacterized. Gene Ontology annotation, biological process: autophagy; response to starvation. Bases 596 to 4018 code for a protein of 1140 amino acids. The transcript is spliced from 3 exons. The record is from RefSeq and is a predicted model, not a curated record. Gene Ontology annotation, molecular function: protein binding. Gene Ontology annotation, cellular component: cytoplasm. NCBI's taxonomy places the organism in Eukaryota, Fungi, Ascomycota, Sordariomycetes, Xylariales, Hypoxylaceae.